Molecule: messenger RNA, 1211 nt
Organism: Prosopis cineraria
Lineage: Eukaryota; Viridiplantae; Streptophyta; Magnoliopsida; Fabales; Fabaceae
Product: B-box zinc finger protein 18
Exons: 6
Coding region: 344-976 (210 amino acids)
Biological process (GO): photomorphogenesis; regulation of DNA-templated transcription
Cellular component (GO): nucleus
Molecular function (GO): zinc ion binding
Source: RefSeq, a predicted model, not a curated record
UGUUGUGUUGGAGCCCGAAGCGAGUGGUCGAUAAUACUAUACGGAGCAGCGAACAGGCCUGCUGCGACCACCAGCGAGAUACUCCUUACUUCCCACAAUUUCUUCACAGAGUCGAAUCCUUUUCUUCUUCUUCCCGCAACUCGCGCCCUUUCUUCUCUUCUUCUAUCCGCAAUUCAUGAUAAAAUUUGUUAAAUUCUUGAUUUCCUUUGCAUGUUAUCUGUAAAAAAAAAAAAGCACUAAAAGUGGAGAAGAACCGAUGAGAACCGACACAUUGAAGGACAAAUGUCGACAGAAGGCAGUUAAAACUUGAAAGAACUCAAAGUUGAUAGCAGCGGAUGCGAUAAUGCGAACACUUUGUGAUGUUUGUGAGAGCGCUGCAGCGAUCAUCUUCUGUGCUGCAGACGAGGCUGCUUUAUGCCGUGCGUGCGACGAAAAGGUCCAUACAUGCAACAAGCUUGCUAGUAAACAUGUGCGGGUUGGGCUGGCUGACCCCACUGAUGUUCCCCGCUGUGACAUAUGUGAAAAUGCACCUGCUUUCUUUUACUGUGAGAUAGAUGGUAGUUCGUUGUGUCUGCAAUGUGACAUGAUAGUACAUGUUGGUGGUAAAAGAACCCAUGAAAGAUAUCUUCUAUUGAGGCAAAGAGUUGAGUUUCCAGGUGACAGACCUGGUCGAUUGGAAGAACUAGGGUUGCAACCCCUUGAUCAAAAUGAAUUAAAGAAGGACCAAAGUCAGCCCCUUAAGCUAAUAACAAGAGAUGGCCAGCAGAACCAUCGGGUUUCACCUGCUCCAAUUCUAGAAAAUAAUGUUGUUGAUCAUGGAAAGGUGGAUAAAAAACUAAUUGAUCUUAAUACUAGACCACAACGGUUAAAUGGACCAACAUCAAACAAUCAGGAACCAGAACAAGAACCGGCUAUGGAUAUUUCAAGUGGCAACAACAAUGAAUCUGUGGUACCUGUAGAAUCCUUCAAAUGUUAGGCUGAGAAGAAAUAAAGGUAUUCUUGGACAGCUGAUUUUCACAUCCUGCGUAUUGUCGAGAUUAAGAAUUCACAACCUUUCAUAUCCAUUUAUCUCUGCCAUUUAUUUAGUUAAAUUAAACCCCAUGGGAAUUUCGCUUGAUGAAGAGAAAUUUUAGAGGCGUACCAAAACGAUCUCUCAAGACCGUAAAUGGGUCUGGGCUGUUAAACUCUGGUGAAGUUAUUGCUAUCUGUCA